Messenger RNA from Trichoderma atroviride IMI 206040, 1231 nucleotides. The record is from RefSeq and is a predicted model, not a curated record. Lineage: Eukaryota; Fungi; Ascomycota; Sordariomycetes; Hypocreales; Hypocreaceae.
AUACCCUGCUUUGGCCUAAAAUGGUGCCAGAUCUAGCAUCUGAUCUUAGAUCUCGUGGCCAACGCGACAAAAGACAGGGUGGCCCUUGCUUUCUACAACUAGAUUGAUCUACCCCAGAGAACACCAGAGGAUCUCGUUGUCUGUGCUCUGUGAACGACAUGUACAAGUAAAGCUAGAGUUGCAACCGCAUCCUGUGAGCAUUUUCUGUAAGGAGCUAGGACUGGCAACAACUUUCAACUGCUUGAGACGUAUGCUCAGAGCCUUGAACUUGUCUGUAAUUAAUUUUCUAGUAUCUUGACAUAACUCAUGCACAUGAUUUUACUCAUCAAGAGCAAGGAAAAUUAAGUACCAAGGUCAUCAAGAGACCGAAUUGCUAUGGAUCCAACUCGAAUUAGCGGUUACUCGUUCGAUCAAUCCGUCAACGUUAGUUACCGCGAUCUUUGAACACAAGUUGCACUAAUCACUAUCCACAAUGAAGGCGAGCUUGGAAACGAUCGUAGCUUGUUUCAGAAACACGUGUAACAAUUCUAGAGGCGUACGGCUAUCAAAAGCUCAGAUCGAACGAGGCACAUAUCGCGUACCUAGCGCUGCCUCAAUUCCCCAAAGACACCUCGCCAUUACCGACUAAUGCCUCGUCGCAUUGGUCAACUGUUCAGCCUUAAUAGAUCCCCACUCUCCCGCGAAUGCUUCAGAUAGUUCUCACCCUAAACUAUCUGAGGGCUCUAACCAGGAGAGCACCAUCCCAAGUCCCACGGUAAUUUAGGUUGAUCACAUUAAUGGAGAGACUCGAUCGGGUCCAAGUUCCCGAGAAUGGUACAACGGCUACUAAUAAGACAUGGAGAAUCUCUUCUGCAGCAGCGACGACUCCAGUGAUGUGGGCGUUGUGGAGUUAGUUCUGUCAAACGUACAAUCGAGCUUUGCUGUGGAGGAAUUCCAAAACAGAGUAACAUAGUGAUGAAGUCGCUGUAACAGAGGCUGUAGAUACCCAGCGAAUAACGGAGGAAUCAAAAUUAGUCAGUAGAGUUUAAAGACGGAGCACUAGAUAGCGCGAUGCUGUAAUUCAGAUCUCCCUGUCAUGCACGUCCAGCAGAUGCUCUUCACGGGCAUCAAGCUCUGCUGUUACUGGUUGAGAGUCAGUAUACCAUACCAUCUAUGUCUCUUGAUGCAAAUCUAGUCCAACAGCAACAUUGUCUACUAGGUAUGAUCUGCUGCUAGAUGGAAUCGUAUCACC